Molecule: messenger RNA, 4170 nt
Organism: Ceraceosorus guamensis
Lineage: Eukaryota; Fungi; Basidiomycota; Exobasidiomycetes; Ceraceosorales; Ceraceosoraceae
Exons: 2
Coding region: 191-4078 (1295 amino acids)
Biological process (GO): copper ion import; intracellular iron ion homeostasis; iron ion transport
Cellular component (GO): plasma membrane
Molecular function (GO): ferric-chelate reductase activity
Source: RefSeq, a predicted model, not a curated record
CCUCACUCUUUGCGUCCUUCUACCCAAUACGGCUGGUCCGCGCUUGCUAACAUCGUCUCAGCACCAUCCCAUCGCCCUCGAAUAACACGAUAAGCCUACUGGAAGAGAUUUCUCGACGGCGGCAUUGACGUGGAGGGUGGCGCGGGAGGGCUUGGUGUUGUUCACAACUACGAAUCCCACACGCAGCUCUAUGAGCUUAUCGAAGAUGGGGGAGAUGUUGAGGCGUGCAAGCUGCUCUGGCGGCUGCUUCUCCCCCGAUGACAACAAGCGCGUGUAUCUGGCCAGCUACUUCAAUGCCCACAUGCUCUCCAAGCCAUCAUGGAGAUACAUGUACCUGCUGUGGUUCAUCAUUGCUGCUUUCGCCAUCUUCGGAGCAGCACUGCAUCACUUGCACCUAAGCAAACGCACCCCAUACUUGGCAGCAUUAUGGCAAAAGGUCGGCGUGAGGAAUCGAGUCAUCAAGAUUGGCGAGAAGGAGGCGUCGUCGAGGCCCCGGCCUGUGGCGGAGAAAGUUACGCAGAAUGCAGCCGCUCGAAUGCUAGGGUGGCCAGCUCCGGAGCCUAGCCAACAGAUGCGGCCACCCUCCAGAAGAAGGAUGAUCAUCUUGCCCUCUGUUGCGAGAUGCCUCUUCCUGUGUGCUUUGCUCCUCAUCCCUAUUCUUCUGACCAUCAUUGGCGCCGACUACAUCAGACCAACGGCUGGCAUAUUCGACAUGUCCGCCUCUUUCCCUAACAUCACAGAUCCGGGAACGCCACUUUUCGCCCGAAGUAAGGGUGCUCUCGAUGGGAUCCCAGAAGCAUCACAAGGGCCAUACCGCCGACAUCUCUCUUGGGGCAUUGGUUCCUUUCAGAACAUCGGAACUGCCCCCGCCACAGUCACACUACCAUAUCGGACUUGGUGGACAGCGGGUGGUCGGACUGGCAUCAUGACAAAUGCCCUUACGCCACUCAUUGUCGUCGUCGCUCUAAAAGCUCAGCCUUUCGCUAUCUUCAGCACUCGCUUGCUGGGCGGGCUUUCCUUCGACAGGCUCUCGUUCGUACACAAGUGGGGUGGAAGAAUUGUCUGGCUCUUCGCUGCUGUGCACGUAGCUACUUGGAGUGUACAGCUGAAGCUCGACUACGCUUUUGGUGGAGAUAUGUGGGCGUUCGUCUUUCUAUGGAAUCGUUUCAGAUGGGGCUUUGUGUCAUUUGGCUUCUUGACUCUACUCACCUUGUUGAGUCUGGGGCCCCUGCGUCGAGACUAUUACGAAGUUUUCUACGUGUGCCAUAUUGUAUGCGCAGCUGGCACGAUGAUCGCUGCAGCUCUUCAUCACCCUCCACUUGGGGCUUGGAUGUGGGCAGCGCUGGCCUGGUGGCUGGCGGAGCGCGCAUAUAGAGCCUUGAAGACCGCUUGGACAAAUGGGCUGGGCUUCAGUGGCAGAAAGCCGAGGCCUCUGCAAGCGGACCGCAUGCCGACGACGCCUACUUCCGCUGGGUGGCCGCAAUCGCCCUUCCCCACUGGCGAUAAACCACACGAGGAGAAGAGCUGGCAUAUUGGCGGCCAGCCGGCUACACAGCGCCAACAGUUCAGCUCGCUGGGUAGCCUUUGGGGUUAUGAGUCUGACUCGUCCGCCAACAAAAUCGAUUCGUACUCCCGAUCGAUUGCCCCGAGGUCGGAGGGCUCUACUACUGAUGGGCAUGGACAUCGAGUUCGCCACAACGGGUCUGCCGGCAUCGAUCCCCGUCGUCGGUUCUCAGCAGCCACCGUUUCGACUUUCGUGGGUAGCGAGGCACCAGGAAAGCCAAUCGGUGACCGCAAUGGCAGCUCGAGUAGCGAGGCUUCUGGAUAUGGGCAUGGGCAUUGGAAUGAAACCAAUCGCGGCAGUCGGGGCGUAAUCACGGAGUAUCUUCCAACUCAGCUCAAGCGUCAGACGCCUGACAGCGCGCAGUACGACCCAGUGUCAGACGUCGUUGAUGACUACUCCGAUGCUGACACUGACGCCUCACGCCGUCAGACGCUGCAAGGGGACGUGACGCCGAAAGAACGAGGGGUGCAACUGUCGGAUGGUCACCUCGUCAACCAGCACUAUCGCCCUCCGUUCGCACCACGCAACGCACGUCCUCUGAGCAGUGCUGACAUGUACAAGCAGGAAGGGAUAGACCCGCCUGCGAACGUCGAGAACGUCGCGAACGCAAGGCAAGGUCCUGCCGCGCAGUGGAGCGCGACUCCAAUGCAAGCUUCCCACUCGCACUUCUCUCACGACUCUCGCGGCGCCGCUGCGCAGGCCACUCACCCAAACCCCGCAUCACGUCCACUCUUGAAGCGAUCAGCAAGGCCAGCGAUCGCCGCUGACGUAGCUGCAGUGAUCAAGCCAGGCUUCGCUUUUGCUCAGCUGCUGCCAGGAAAGACUGUCCGAAUGACCUUGCGAACACCGAACAGAAUGUGGUGGAGGCCGGGACAAUACGUCAAUCUUAAUGUGCCGGGUGUGCGAUGGUGGGAAAGUCAUCCUUUCACCAUUGCUUCAGCGUAUGACGCAGGUGCAGGCGCUGGUCUAACUCACGCGCCUGGCGAAGAGCGGACAAUCGUGCUGCUGUUACGAGCGCGGCACGGCUUCACACGACACUUGUGGGAUCACGUUUGCGCGCAGAGAGAAGCGCAGCUCAUCGAGGCCGGUGCUGCCGCUCACAAAGCGACCGCUGGAGUACACAUCCGCGCGCUCGUAGAUGGUCCCUACGGCUCUUCUGCUAGAGUCAACUGGGAGGAAAAUGGCACUGUGCUCAUCAUCUGCGGAGGCAGCGGCGUCUCGUUCGGCAUGUCCGUUCUGGAGCAUCUCUGCGCCAGAAUGGCGAGCGCUGGAACUUCCAAGGAUAGCAUGCCACUGACUAGAGUACGCUUCGUGUGGAUGCUACGCGAGUUCAGUCAUCUGCAGUGGAUUGCCUCCGCGCUCAGAAGGUGCAUCGAGCUUGUGGAUCCAGCUUAUUUGCGCAUCGACCUCUACGUCACCCAUCUUAACAACCUCGAGACGCCCUCCACCAGGCGACCCGCAGCAAGAGGUCCGACUGCUGGCAUCCUCGGUGACGGCAGUGCUUACGGUACACAGUCGGACGUCCGUCAUCGGAUGAAUAACGGAAGCGCUUCGGCUUAUGGUGAUGGCAUGCCAGAUGCUCCUGGAUACAAUCGAUUCACCGAAGCCUCUGCAGGUCAAGGGGAGGAGUACGACGUGUCUGCCUACGACUUGACGCAAUUUGACGGCGAGGAUUUCAGCGCGCCCUCUGCUACAGAGGUUCGGCUCAACGAGCGUCUGCACAAGGAAGGCAAGUUGCGACGAGCCAAUACCAGGAAGCAGUCUGUGCGCAAAGCUGGACGAAAAGCCAAGCAGAGUCCCGACGUCUGGGCUGCUGAUAUCACUGAAAAUAGCCAAAGAGCGCUGUAUGGCCAGGACAGCGAGACUGAAGAUUCGAAGCCCGCAGUUCAGGAACGGCGCCAACCCGAAUCGACUCCAAGCAGUCAUCACCUCCUACCGCAUGGACCCUCGUAUAUGACGAGUGGCGACGGAAAGCUUACGCCCGGCACGCUCACUCCAUCUGGCGCACUCACGCCUUCAGCACCUCCAUCCCCCAAUCUCUUCCCUCAAAGUCGACCUGGCCUGAGCUCUUAUCGAAGCAGCAUGCUGGUCACGCCCAUGGCGAGCACCACAAAUCUCAUCGCCACUGCGCAGGGCCCUGCCGGUGGCGCAGGUGUGGAUUUGGAGCACGGCAUGGUGCCGCCCGGCACUGCUAGCUUCGACGCGCCGAUCGACCUGGACCCUCUCGAGGACGCUGACAUGAGGGCGGUAGCCGAAUUAGCGCGACCAGGUCACCCUCGCCUAGAUGCGAUUGUCCGCGAGGAGUCCGAGAAACUCGUCUCAGCGCGAGGCACGGGCUACGGAAGUCAAUCACGAAGCGUCCAGAGCCUUUUGGUGACCAGCUGCGGACCUGGAAGUCUUUCUAGUCUUCUGCGCUCCAUCGUGUCGAGGCAGAUCGAUCCGAGUGGCAUUCGAGGCGGGACAGCACCCUACAUCGAUCUUGUCACCGAGAGCUACGAGUGGGGCGGCUCAUGAUGCCGGUCGCUCCGUCUGCUCUCGUUGUCCCUCGCCGUAUCCGAUUGCAUUUGUAACUUUCAUCUUUCGCUCUACAUCACCCUGCUUUGGAA